UGUCUCAAAAUUUAUUCCCUCAGUCUACAUAAGGUAGAUGUUUCUUAAAGUGAUAUUUGUUAUUUAAGUAACUGUAAUAGAGGUCAAUAUAGGCAAUAUUUGUCUGAAGCACUUGAUAAGGCCUACACUGCCGUUUUGGAUGGCAUGGCUAUCAGGAAAGCUGCCAGUACAUUCUCCGUUCCCUUUGCAACACUCCAUGAUCGAAUAAGUGGCAAGAUUUCUAUUGACUGUUGUACAGUUGGACGGGACCAGCUUUUGUCUAUGGAAGAAGAAAAGGGAUUGGUGUCACAUAUUGAUGCUAUGGCCAACUUUGGAUAUGGGUACACUCGAGCUGAAGUUACCACUCUAGCUACAGAUCUUGCCAUUCAUCUGGGAAAGAAGUCACAUGACGACAAGCCCCUAUCACUUCAGUGGUUUUACAGUUUCAUGAAGAGAUGGCCUGACCUACGUGUGAAGAAACCACGUUCACUAGAACUACAGCGGGCAAAAGCAACAUCUGAAGAAACUGUAACACGUUACUUCGAUGAGCUUGGACACAUUAUGAAUAAAUAUAACUUGAAGAACAGCCCUCAUUGUAUCUACAAUGUUGACGAGAAAGGUCUUGUCGAGAACCACUCUCCUCCAUCAGUCAUUUCAUCCAGCCAGUCUACACCAGUUGCAGUUGUAUCCCCUCGAUCAAGUACAACAACCGUUAUUGGUUGCGGAAGUGCUUUCUGGACAAUCCAUUCCACCAUACUUUGUCUUCAAGGGGCAACGGAUGCGCGAUGAACUGAUGACAGGAUGUACACCUGGAUCAACCGGCACUG
Haliotis rubra (blacklip abalone) is the source of this 806-nucleotide messenger RNA. RefSeq lists its product as uncharacterized. Lineage: Eukaryota; Metazoa; Mollusca; Gastropoda; Lepetellida; Haliotidae. The record is from RefSeq and is a predicted model, not a curated record. The transcript has a single exon. The coding region runs from base 145 to 768 and encodes 207 amino acids.